AUGAGGGUAUUGGAGAUAAUUCACAAUCACAUUCAUCCCUUAGUCAUAAGAUGUUUACUAUUGAGUGCUCGGAGACUACUUGCUGAGAUGAUUAUUAUAGAUGAGUUUCCAUUUAAAUUCGUGGAGUACCAAGGGUUUAAGAGGUUUGUGAAUGGGACUUUGACAUUAGUAGAACCUAAUUUUGUUCUUCCUUCUCGAAAAACAAUUUCUAAGGAUAUUUUGGGAAUUUAUGAUAGCACGAAAGAGAUGUUGAAGGACAUUUUUGUGAAAGAAGGAUAUAGAGUGUCACUCACAACCGAUACAUGGUCAUCAAUCCAAAAUAUGAACUAUUUGGUUUUGACUGCACACUUUAUUGAUAAAGAUUGGAAAUUACAUAAGAGAAUUCUUAAUUUCACCCAAAUUGAUAAUCAUAGAGGGGAGACGAUAGGAAAAGAGGUUGAGAAAUGUCUAAAACAGUGGGGUAUUAAAAAGGUUAUGACAUUGACAGUUGAUAAUGCUUCGUCAAAUGAUACUGCCAUUGCUUAUUUGAAGAAGCGUUUUAAGCAUGGGUUGGUGUUAGAUGGUGAGUUCUUGCAUGUUCGAUGUUGUGCACAUAUAUUGAACUUAAUUGUAUGCGAUGGCUUACAAGAUAUUAAUGAUUCAUUGGUUCGAAUUCGAGAUGCUGUGAGGUUUGUUAGAUCUUCUCCUGCUAGACUUACCACAUUUAAGAAGUGUAUCAAAAAGGAGAACAUAGAUAGUAAAAGUAUGUUGUGUCUUGAUGUUCCAACUAGUUGGAAUUCUACUUAUUUAAUGCUUGAGGCUGCUGUAAAAUUUGAAAAGGCAUUUGAGAGGUUAGAAGACUACGAGACAGUCUACAUGAAUAAGGAGGAAAAACCAACCACCAGGGAUUGGGAAAUUGCGAGAAUAUUUACCAAUUUCUUGUUAGUGUUCUAUGAAGUAAAGGUCUUUGUAUGUUACUUCCAAUACAGUCUUCCAUGUGAAUAG
Molecule: messenger RNA, 984 nt
Organism: Benincasa hispida (wax gourd)
Lineage: Eukaryota; Viridiplantae; Streptophyta; Magnoliopsida; Cucurbitales; Cucurbitaceae
Source: RefSeq, a predicted model, not a curated record